Messenger RNA from Vitrella brassicaformis, 4069 nucleotides. The record is from the annotation of a GenBank genome assembly. NCBI's taxonomy places the organism in Eukaryota, Vitrellaceae.
CGCUGAUGUGAUGUGGUGUGAUGUGGUGUGCUGUGCUACGCAUAUCGAUUCAUAUGCGGAUAUAAACGUGUCAGUCAGUCAGACAUACAUACAUACAGACGGGUGUACAUGAAAGACUUAACUUAGCCAUCACACCGCAUCACACCGCCAGCACACAAUCCACCCAUUCACAAUCCAUCCACACAUCCGUCCCAUCCGCACGCAAAACAGAGAGCAAAACACGACACCACAUCACGUGUACCUGAUAAUACAACCAACCACAAGCAGCACUCACACACUCACACACACACACAGCGAGAGAGGGAGGGAGAGGGGGCUAUGUACAAUCACGGCACGUGUAGAUGAGGAGGCAGCUCAGCUCGCACACAGCAAGGCAAGGCAAGGGCAGUUCAGCACAGCGCACACACGACACGACACGCAAUUACCCCUCCGCCCCUCCGUCCGUAUGGAUGUAAGGAAUAGGUCAUAAAGAAGUAGGCAGGCGCAUGGCAUGCAUGGGAUGGAUGCAUCGCGUGGUGGGUGGGCGGGUGGGUUGGUGAGUGCGUUGGUAUGUCUGUCUGUCUGUCUGUCUGUAUGGGUGGAGAUCGACUCAGUGUUCCUAAGGAUAAACUCUUACACACAUACACACACACAUUCAACUCAGUACGGACACAUUGACCUGACGACAGACGCACUGCACUGCACUGAUGCAUUCAACCAUCCACCGCACCCACCACCAUACGGCCCCCCACAAACAGACAGAGGCAGACCACACAAGGCGCGACACACAUGCCUACACGUGCGUCGUUGCGCCGCUCCUUCCUUUCCUCUCCUGCUCUGCCAUUUGAUCUAACGAUUCACCAAUCAAGAUUUCAAGAUACAAACCCAGCCAUGAUACAAGACACGCAAUACACGCACACACACACACACAGAGACACAGAGAUAGACACAGACACACAAGAUACAUACAGAUGGAUGCAGGUGAGGAAAUCGUUAUCAAAUGGCCGACAGACAGACACAGGGCAUAAACGAUGCACCAAGGGAAGGAGGAUGCACCGUGCACCAUUUAGUUAUCACACACAAGACACACACACACACACACACAGACAGAGAGAGAGAGAGGGGGGCGAAAACCAAACGUGAGAGCACCGAGAGCAACGGUGUUACAAAAACAGAGAAAGAGGCGGAGAGAGAGAGAGAGGCUUGGCGAGUCAUUGAAUGGGUGGGUGACCACAGGGUGGGUGGGUGGAUGGCUGUAUGUACGUAUGGCCAUGCAUGGCUGCCAAACACUUGCCUGGCCAGCAGGCAAGGCAAGUGGCAUGCCAGGCACGCCUCAUCUCAUGUAUGUGCGUGCGUCUGUCGGUCGUGUGUAGUGUGUAUCUCAUCUCGUAUUUCCCAUCCCAUUCCAUCAUCAAGUACUGUACCUGUAGUGCAGUGUAGUGUAGUGUAGUGUAAGCAUCGGUUCUGUCUGCAAUCAUUGCAGGUGAGGUGCUCCUAUCGGUUAAAUAAGCGCGUAAGCACACUCGGGCGACAGCGGGACACACUCGGGUGGGCUCAGCUGGACGGCACGAAGGAAAACCAGCAGCCCGUCCCGCCCGCUCAGUCGUCCAUUGCACAAACACACGACGAUCCCAGAGAGAAAGACAGAGAGAGAGAGAGAGAGGGAGAGGGAUGGCGUGGCGGAGAGAGAGGAAGGGGUGGUGGCGCGUGGGAAUGAGUGAGUGCGAUGGUGAGGGAGGAAAAAUAGUUGUUAGCACCAGCUAGCGUGUGUGUGACCCUCCCUCCCCCAUAGCCCCAUGCACUAAAGCACUUAGCCAGCCAGUCCACUUAUUUCAGCCGGCCAGCCAGCCACGGACACACGACGAGCCGGCCGGCCGGCCGAUCGAGCGGGCGACUGGCGGACUGACUACACUGCCGCCCCGCCCCCCUUGCUACAAAAACCACUUGAUGGCUCCAUGUCAUGUGUGUACCCCCACACCCAUCAAUCCACCUCUUCCCCCCAACCCCCCCACCCCCUUAGUCAGUCAGUCAGUAGAUUUCGUGUGUUUCGCACUCCACCACCUCGGUCAGCAGCUGUGACACCUCCUGCAUCCUGUGGGCGUGCGCCGAGUCGUCCGACAGAGCCAGCGACACCCCGUCAGUGUCACCCUCAGACACGUCGUCGCCCACAUCGCUGCCCGCCUCGUCCCCAUAGGCAGCCACCAGAGGCAGGUCGGCCGCACCCACUGGCGGGGGGAGGGUGAAGGGCACGGCGGGGGUGCAGGGGGUCCGUGCGGAGCCGUCACAUGGGGUGGGGCAGCGGGCCUCGUGCUUGGCGCAGGAAAACUCCAGCUGCUGCUCGUUGAGCAUGUGAGCUGGCUCUAUCUGCUGCUCCUGCUGCUGCUGCUGCUCCUGCUGCUGGUCGUCAUGGCCAUGGUCAUUGUCACUACGAUCGCCAUGAUCUUCUUCUUGUCCUCCUCCUUCUUGUGGGUGGGGGGGCUGGAGGGGGCAGUCGAAGUCGCCGUCUGGGGGGAUGGUGGUUGUGGCUGCGUCGACAGGGCUGCUGUGGGUGCUGGUGGACGAUCCUUCGCAGGUGUCGGUGGGCGUGUGCGGGUGGGCGGCGGUGGGUGGGGUGGUGGGCUCGCCUGAGGCGUCUGCACGGGCGUCUGCAGACAGAGAGAGAGUGCACAAGUCAAAUCAAAUCAAAUCAGAUGACGGCCGGGUCAUCCUCCCUCGCCACUCACCAUUUGUUUCGGUGACGGUGUCGGCUGCCGUGACUGCUUCUGGUGGUGGUGGUAGGGUGGUGGGGGGAAUGGGGGCGGUGGCGGGGAGCUCCUCCUCCGGAGCAGCUGCCGCACAGACAUAGACACACCGACACAUGUCGCUGCGGCCCCUGCUGGCGGUCCACUGAGGCGAGAGGUGCGGCGCCCGUCCGCCACAGACGUCUUCAUCCUCCUCCAUGCCCUCGGCCAUGGCCUCGUCGAUGUCCUCGUCGUAGGCGUCGGUGUCCAUGUCGUCAAAAUCGUCUUCAUCUUCCGACUCGUCCAGCUCCUCCUGCCCCUCGUCGAUGCGCUCCCUGACCCCCGGCAGCGGCACAUCCACCCGCCGCACCUCCCGGCUCUCAUCCCCCGUCCGCUCCUUCUUCUCACGCUCCCGCGGCACCGGCACCCAGCCGAUCACCUCGGCCUGGUCACGAGACCGCAGGACGGGCAGCGCUUCCAAGGGGUCCUCGUCAGCGGCCAUCGACACGCCGUCGUCGUCGAACCUCAGCAGCCGCCGGGUGGGGAUGGGCAACACUGGGACAGGCUGGUGCUGCCGCGAGAAGGACCUCGAUGAUGACCGGGGGGAUCUCCGCUUCUUCUGCGUCGGGCUGAAGCCCAAAAUGCUGAGGGGAGAGGGCACGGGGGCGGCCUCUGGGAUGACCGAGUUGAUGACGGCCGUGGUCAAUGGGGAGGCCAGCGGGGUGUCGGUGCUGGCCGUCCGGGUGCGCUUGGCCUGUGGGUGGGGAUGAGGGUGUGGGUGUGGGUGUGGGUGCUGAGUGUGGCGGUAGGUGUAGGGGGUGGAUGGGGCGUAGGACAUGGAAGGGGAGGUGCCCGGCGUGAAGCUGGCCGGCACGGAGGACGGGAAGGUGUCGAUGCUGACGUCACUCGCCGCAUAGGUGGGGUGCGACGCUGUGAACGUUGCAACAGAUACCACACCACCACAAGCACACACACACAGAACAGACCACCGUUUGUGCGGCCACUUCGACGGGCUGCUGUGUGUUUCCCUCUCACUCACCUUCCGACACAGUGGACGCCCUUGUGGUUCGUGUGAUGGAGGGGUGUGGCCGGGCGACGGCGAGGGGCAGCUCGGUGUGCGCCCUCUUGCCCCUCAGCCAGCCCCACACGCCGCCGUGACUCGCCAUCUCCUGCAAGCGCCGGACAGUACACCUGCACCUCCUCUACAGGCAACUCACAACUCGCUCGUCGAGCACAGGCGACAAGCCAGCGGGAUCUCGUCUCGCGUGGGUCACUGUGAGGUCAGUGCGCGCCGUGCGCCUCCGCAUCGCGGCCGCGCCGCAUCUCCAGAGCCCAGGAGAUAAACGGUCGAAGGUCAAACGGCUAAGCUC